Volvox carteri f. nagariensis is the source of this 1563-nucleotide messenger RNA. RefSeq lists its product as uncharacterized. The coding region runs from base 1 to 1563 and encodes 520 amino acids. The record is from RefSeq and is a predicted model, not a curated record. The transcript has 12 exons. NCBI's taxonomy places the organism in Eukaryota, Viridiplantae, Chlorophyta, Chlorophyceae, Chlamydomonadales, Volvocaceae.
AUGUCAGGGAUGGACGCACACCGCCGUCCGUUCCGCCAGCGACAACGGUCCCGAAGGCAGCAGGAGCGGUCCUCGGGCUUCCAGCCAAAAGCAACUUCAGGCCUUAAACCACUCCUUUCGGUGCUGCUGUUUUCCCUUAUUGGACACGAGGCGGCGGCCAUCACUAUACAGGGCAAACUCGCCUACCGGACUACACUGCCAGUGGGAACCUGGGUGCUGGCGGCGAGCAAAAACGACACUAUUUACCGUCUGCCUUGGCAGCCUCUGGAGCCCUCCUCGGGCGAGCCUAUUCCGCCCGCGAGCUGGAUUUCUCUGACCUGCAACACGGUCGGUCCCAACAUCCCACGCUGUACGGACAUCUCGGACGUGAAGGUCAUUCGAGCGGCGGCGUCCGUGCCGCCGCCCCUUGCCGACCAAACGCUGCGGCUGCUCGUGAUGACUGUCAAUCUGAGUGCAUCCUCGGUGUGCGGCAGCCAACCGGGAAUGACGGAUCGGGAAGUACUAGACCUUUUCAUCCAACCCAACGGGCUGGUGGAUUUCUUCGGCAAUUGCAGCUUUGGCAAGAUGGUUAUUGACACGAGCGCGCUGACGGUUGUGUCCACGUUGGUGCCAUGCUCCCGGGACAUCCUCAGCUGCGACCAUGAUGCCAUUUCCCUAGCGGCGCGAAAGGCACUACCACAAGGUAUAAGGACUUCUUCAUAUUCGCACCUGCUCUACGUCGUACCCAUGCGCAUAGUGGACACUUGCCGCUGGAUGGGACUUGCGGAUGUCCCAGGAACUCAGACGUGGUUUGCACCAGAUCUAUUCGGAAUUAUUCGGAAAGCUACAGUCAUGCAAGAGCUCCUCCAUAAUUUUGGGCUGUACCACGGAUGGAGAAAUGGCGCGGAGUACAAUGAUUUGUCAACGCCCAUGGGAUUUGGAGAAAGUUGCCCGUCUGCCCCCGAGCUUUGGCGUCUGGGCUGGGCCACUCCACUGGCUCAGCUGAACUCCUCCAACUUCCCUCUGCACAUCUUCAUGAACUUCACGCUACCGGCCACCGCCGUGGGCCCUACGGGUGUCAUGCUCCGGGUACAGCCCGACUGGCUUGGGACCGGAUACACGAAGAACGUUUACAUCGCCUUCAGGAUUAAGGCUGCAGGCGAUAGUGACCUUUUGCCUGGAUUUAACCGGAAGCUGAACAUCCACGAGCUAAGCAAAGACAUCGACAACGAUCCCUCGGUUUGCAACGACCCCAGAGUCUCUAUAAUCGGCGUCAUGAAUUCCGGAACCAACUUGACCUUCUCGAAUUAUAAACUACUCAUCGUUGCGGGAGAUGUGUCGCUUCACGACAAGUCCCAGGGAUUGUGUGAACGGUCCAUUGCUUUCUCCGCCUCUUUCCUCUUCUUCACUGGCUAUCUCCAGGCCGCCGCUGCCGAUAGCGGCCGCCAAGCCGCUGUUGAUAAGACCAGCCACGCCCCGAGAAUUGCCCUCGCCUCGUCGCCUGCCCCCGCCGCCCUCGUCUCCCAGUAUGCCCUCACCACCACCUCCCUCGCCCCCACCGCCACCUUCAUCACCCUCACCUAA